UCAAUAUCCCUCGGAUAACCAAACAAACUCCAUCCAUCCCCCCAAUCGCGUCUCUCUUCCAUGGCCGGCGUUCUUGAGAUCCUCACCGUUCCUCGCGCCUCCGGUGUACCGGCGUCUUCGAUGUCUCGCAUCGCCUCUUCUUCCGUCUCUCGGUUAUCCGGCUGCCGGAAUGCAGUAAACUUACCGGAAUCCAGAGGUUUAAAGAUCCGGUCAUUCGCUUCUUCUGCAUCAGUGAGCCUGAGGUCCAAAAUCGGCCGCCGUACAUGCCGUAUUGUAUGCGAGGCUCAAGAUACAGCCGUACAAGUGCUUCCUGUUACUGAUGCAACAUGGCAAUCACUAGUCCUAGAGUCUGAUCUCCCUGUACUAGUUGAAUUCUGGGCCCCAUGGUGCGGGCCGUGUCGCAUGAUCCACCCUGUCAUAGAUGAGCUGGCAAAGGAAUACAACGGAAAACUCACUUGCUACAAAGUAAACACUGAUGAGAGUCCUUCGAUCGCGACCAAGUAUGGAAUCAGAAGCAUCCCUACCAUCAUUGUUUUCAAAGACGGAGAGAAGAAAGAUGCAAUCAUUGGUGCGGUUCCCAAAUCAACAUUGUGUACCUGCAUAGAGAAGUUCUUAUAGAGGUAUUAUUAUGUUUAUACUUGUUCAACUUGAAUUUAGUGCCCUCUAGUUUGUUUCAACUCUAUCAAGAUUUUGAAUUUUUAAGUAUUUUGUUUCUAUGUCAAGUUGAUAGAAUUGGGAGUUUAGCUCGCACGCUAGGCUGAUUUAAGUCUAUUCGUUUUGGCUUGGUUAUUCAGCUAUGUAUGCGCCCUGCAGUGUAUGUUUAUGUCAUUCAAGGAUAAAAACCUUUUUAGAAAUUG
Messenger RNA from Helianthus annuus (common sunflower), 857 nucleotides. RefSeq names its product thioredoxin 1. The coding region runs from base 61 to 618 and encodes 185 amino acids. The transcript has 2 exons. NCBI's taxonomy places the organism in Eukaryota, Viridiplantae, Streptophyta, Magnoliopsida, Asterales, Asteraceae. Gene Ontology annotation, molecular function: protein-disulfide reductase activity; oxidoreductase activity, acting on a sulfur group of donors, disulfide as acceptor. Gene Ontology annotation, cellular component: cytoplasm. The record is from RefSeq and is a predicted model, not a curated record.